AUGUAUUCAAAGAGAGAUGAGAGGUUCUACUUGCCUGGUCUUGGAGGCCACCACUUGUUGUCUUAUGAUCUCAAAUUCGUCAAGAAACCCUACAAGCCUGAGUUCCAUGAGUUUCAGUUUCGAGACAUUCCACAGUCACUCGCGUAUGAGUAUGAUCUGCCGGAGCUGUUUUGUUCUUCUUCCAGGACUGAAUACCUCGUGGAGUCACCCUCCGGCGAGGAACGUUUCCUCAUCAAAUGGUACGCCGACAGCAAUUUGGUUUCGAAAAAAGUCUCAUAUGAAACGCAGAUGUUCAUGGUGUUUAGAGAAGAGGAGACACCAGAGGGAAAACUCAUGCGUUACACUGAUGACAUUGGAGAUCUGUGCAUCUUCAUUUCAAAGGGUGGCGAGGCAUUUUGCGUCCAGUCAAGCUCGUUCCCGUUCACGAACGAGUCGUUCCCUGGACUCCUAACAAACACCAUCUAUUUUAUAGGCUUUGGCUUUAGCUUUUACGAUCUUGCCAGCAAAACCACCUCUAGUUUACAAACUCCCGAAGAGUCACUACUGGAUGGGAAUGCGAUCCCUCACUGGUUUCCUCCAUCUUCUAGCUAG
This is a messenger RNA of Microthlaspi erraticum, 591 nucleotides long. NCBI's taxonomy places the organism in Eukaryota, Viridiplantae, Streptophyta, Magnoliopsida, Brassicales, Brassicaceae. The record is from the annotation of a GenBank genome assembly.